This is a messenger RNA of Rodentolepis nana, 579 nucleotides long. The record is from the annotation of a GenBank genome assembly. NCBI's taxonomy places the organism in Eukaryota, Metazoa, Platyhelminthes, Cestoda, Cyclophyllidea, Hymenolepididae.
UAUGGCGAUAUCGUUCCGGUGACAGUGAUGGGGAAAAUAUUUGGAGGAAUUUGCUCACUUUCUGGAGUCCUUGUUAUUGCUCUGCCAGUGCCCGUUAUUGUCUCCAAUUUUGCGCGCAUCUACCAGCAAAGUCAGCAGACGGAUAAGAAGAUUAGCCAGCAAGCUUCAAAGACCGCUCGAUUUGAAAUCCUCGCAAAAGAGGAGCAGUCCACUUUCCUGAUGGGAAAACGGCUGGCAGAGUUGCAAAUGAAGGCAAUGGAUACAGAAAAGGCUUACUGUGAGCAAGGAAAUCGGAAUAAUGACGAUGAAAGUGGAUUAAAAAUAGCCUGUGAAGGUAAUGUUGCAGUCACCAAGGAGGAUAAAAUGCCUCCUGACCACAUUAACGCCGUUCGAAAUAGACGGAGCCCAAUAGCUAAAGUGAAUGGAGAUGAUGAGGUUGUUGUUAAAAGAGGAUUGCUCAGUACCCUUCACGAAGAAAUGGAGAAUUCCAUGCACAGCUCCGAAAAUCUAAGUUUAAGUCGCGGUCAACUGCAACACUAUCAUCUUCUCGUUUGUCUCGAACAGAUAAUUGUAAGUUAA